GAGUCGCGCGGAACGUGACGUUUCAAACCUGCGCGCCCCCCGCGAGCGCACAGACCGGCGUGGUCUCAGAUUGGGACGUUUGGACUCGGGCCUGUGCAGAUGCAGCAGCUGGGAGUCCAGAGCUUCGCCCCGCCCCCGCUGGGUUGACCCACAGCUCAAUAGGAGUUGCAGAGGGGAAUCAAUGGAUUCAGGAAGCAGUAGGAAUUUGGAGAAUACAGUGAAUAGAGACUGUCCUGAUCAGCUUGUCCCAAAGAUAAACACAAACAAGAAAAUGUCUACCUUAGCAAGCCAGCCACGCAUCCUGGAAACAUCACAAGAAGUUAAGAAAAGUUGUGGAGAUAAACAGGUAGAAAUCACAGUCGAAAGAAUAAAAAUGACAAAGAGCAUCAAAGAAAAACAUAGCAAUGAUUUAGAGAAAGUGGCUUUUAAAAGAAAGGCAGAAAAUGAAGAAAAGCCAGCUGGAAAGAAAGAGACAAAGAUAACGGAACUUGACAGCACAUUGAUCACCAUGCCUCUGCCUCACAUCCCCUUAAAAAAUAUCAUGGAUGUGGAGGCGAAGUUGGUCUACGUCGAUGAAGAGGCUGUGAGCUAUGAGUUUGUGGAGUCCUUCGUGUCUACUGGGAUUCGACCAUCAUGCCAAGCUGCUGAAAUUGUAGACCCUCUGCAUGUACCUAAUUUCAGCUUUCUGCCUCAGAUUGACAAAUGGCUUCAGUUAGCCUUAAAGGAUGCCAGCUCUUGCUACAGACAAAAGAAAUACGCCGUGGCAGCAGGACAGUUCAGAACAGCAUUGGAGCUUUGUAGCAAAGGGGCAGCUCUGGGAAAACCAUUUGAAGCAUCUGCUGAAGAUAUAGCAAGUGUGGCAAGUUUCAUUGAGACAAAGCUUGUUACAUGCUAUCUACGCAUGAGGAAACCCGACCUUGCCCUGAAUCAUGCACACAGGUUUGUCCUUGUUCUUAGGAGUGCCAUGAUUGCUGACUACAUGUUCUGGCUCUGUGGAGGAAGUGAACAGUGUAUAAGCAAGCUCAUCAAACUGUAUUGGCAGGCCAUGAUUGAAGAAGCCAUCACCAGAGCAGAAUCUUUCUCAGUUAUGUAUACACCAUUUGCAACAAAAAUCAGAGCUGAUAAAAUAGAAAAAGUAAGAGAGGUUUUCACAAAAACUCAUCCUGCAUAUGUGGAAUACAUCUACACAGAUCUUCAAGGAGUCCACAUGUUGCCUCAGACAGUUGACUGGUCAUCUUUUCCUCCCCAACAAUACCUCUUGACUCUUGGGUUCAAAAACAAAGAAGAUGGAAAAUUUUUGGAAAAACUAUCAAGUAGGAAGCUGCCUACAUUUACAGAACAUAAAACUCCCUUCGGUCUGCUGACCAAAGAAGACACAGUGAGGCACAUGGAGACAAUGGGGAAGCGGAUCUUGCCAAUACUGGAUUUUAUUAGAAGCACCCAAUUGAAUGGGAGUUUCCACGGGUGCUCCGGUGUGAUGGAGAAGCUGCAGUAUGCCAGCCUCCUGAGCCGGCUGCAGAGAGUGAAGGAGCAGUCCCAGGUGAUCAAUCAAGCAAUGGCGGAGCUGGCAACCAUUCCCUAUCUACAGGACAUCAGUCAAGAGGAGACGGAAUUGCUGCAGUCACUAAUGGCAGAUGCUAUGGACACCCUUGAAGGAAGAAGAAACGAUAAAGAACGUGUGUGGAAUACAAUCCAAAAGGUUGGACGAAUUGAAGACUUCCUAUACCAAUUAGAGGAUAAUUUCUUAAAAACUAAAAAACUGAGAACCGCUAGAAGGCAAAAAACAAAACUGAAGCGGCUUCAAACUGUGCAGCAAAGCUAGUCACUGGGGAGCAGGUGCUACUAGCCAUCAAGAUGUCCCAGAGAAAGGGGCAAUGGCCUCCAACCAACCUGACUGUGACAAUCCAGUAACAAAGGCCUAUCACCAAAGAAGUGAGGUUGGACUCCCCUUGGCUCUUCUUUACAAAGGUGUUCUAUACUUCAUUAAUCUUGACUGGCAGCAGUAAAUGUUCUCAACAAGUUUGACUUGACUCUUGUUCAAAUUCGACUUAUGUAAACAGCUUAUAAAAUAACCAUUGCUGCCUCUUU
Molecule: messenger RNA, 2088 nt
Organism: Panthera uncia (snow leopard)
Lineage: Eukaryota; Metazoa; Chordata; Mammalia; Carnivora; Felidae
Gene: SPATA16
Product: spermatogenesis associated 16
Exons: 10
Coding region: 182-1822 (546 amino acids)
Biological process (GO): spermatogenesis
Cellular component (GO): Golgi apparatus
Source: RefSeq, a predicted model, not a curated record